Messenger RNA from Symbiodinium natans, 3726 nucleotides. NCBI's taxonomy places the organism in Eukaryota, Dinophyceae, Suessiales, Symbiodiniaceae. The record is from the annotation of a GenBank genome assembly.
AUGGGCGCAGACGAGGAUGGGGAGAGGCAAGCCAGCUCCUCGACACAGCCAACCCCUGAGGCCCAUGAUGACGAGGUUGUCCUCAAGAAGCUUCACAUCUUGCCCCUCAAAGAGGCGGACAAGAAGAUCAAAGGCCGCCAGCGAAUGGAUUUUCUCGCAGAGACUUUGCGCCAGCUGCGAAACACCAAAGCGGUGGUGUGCUCUGGGGACCUUGUGAAAGCAAAAGAAGCCGAGUUCGUGGUCAUCAAGUGUGACCCGCCCCAGGGCUGCCUGGGGAUGGAGACAGACUUCUUCGUCGACGGAGCGCCAGUGAUCUGCUUUCAGAAGAUCCAGUUCAGCGCGUGGGGUCCGAGCACGCUCAGCUCAGAGGAGCUCUUCAACCAGUAUGUCCGGCCGUAUUUCAAAGGUGAGUACUCGCCGUAUGGCACGGCCGGUGUGAAGAGAGUCAGACUGUUGUACACAGGUCAGGUCGUUCAAGUGGGCGAAGUGAGCCUGCAGGUCGAAGCGACGGAACCGCAGGGGCUUGGUAUGGUUUCCACGGAUACGGAAAUCUUUGCCAACUGGGACCAAACUCCAGAGUUCGAGAAAGUGCACAUUUUGCCCUUUCUGGACACAUUGCCAAGCGCGUACCAGUACGAGCUGUUUGGAGACUACCUCAAGCCCUUCCUGGUUGCGAACCCGCACAAGAAGUACCAGCACGGUGACCUCUUCACGUAUCAGGGUGUUCAGUUCAAGGUUGUGGCUUGUGAGCCCGAUGCGGUUGCCCGAAUCGGGAAAAGCACCACCAUCUUCUGCCAGGGGCAUCUGACCCCAACCCUGCGAAACUUGCUGCCUCCACAUUUGAUGAACCAGGUGGCCCAGCUGCCGCAAGGGCUGCAGAUGUUGCUCCUCAGCUCCGAACGCACCACGCGUGAGCUUGAGGAGAUGCUGAGCCAGAGGCGUGGGCUCUUCCCUCAAACCAUCGAGGAAAUCCAUAGCUUCAAUUGGCCGCCGUCAGAUGUGGCCCCUGCACAGCAGACCUGCAUGGUUUGCCUCGAAGACUUUCAGCUAGCUACUCCCUGUCGGCGCCUGCCAUGCGGGCAUGUCUUCCACCAGUCAUGUAUCGAUGAGUGGCUGCGGAGAUGCACAGACUGCCCCAUUUGCAAGGCCAAUGUUGACCGUGCAAUUCGAAACUACUGUCCCGGGUUGCCCUGCCUGGAAGCACUUUCGAUGAACGCUAAAGUUCACGUGGAUCGUGCAUUGAACGUGAUCGGCAGCGGCUUGCAGCACAAGGUCUUCUUCCGUGACUUCCUCGAGCUCAUUCGGCCGCUCUUCACCAGGAGCGACUUUGAUGCGCAGCCGCGAUACAUUGCGGACACAGGCUGUGGGGACGGGAGCCUCCUUGGCCAAAUCUACGAGUUUGUCAAGACGCAAACUCCGCGCGGGCGGGUGCUGCAGGACUUCCCUCUGACGAUGAUUGGCAUCGACUUGAGUGCAAGUGCACGCAGUGCUGCAGCCGACACGCUUCGGGCAAGGGGCGUACCACAUCUGCUGGUUGAGGGAGACAUUGGAGAUCCAGGUGGCCUCUGCCAGGAGCUGCAGCAGUGGACCAUUGAUCCCAGGCAGGUGCUGCAUGUGCGCUCUUUCCUGGAUCACGAUCGCCCGUACCAUCCGCCAGAUCGACCCGUUCCAGCAGGCAGUCCUCGCGACCGCUUCGUGGCACAUCACUUCCAUCAGGCGGCAUACCUUGACCGUGCUGGCGACCUCAUCAAGCCUGUCGAUCUCUAUCAGUCUCUGGUGGAGCACUUUGAACGGUGGGCAGAUGCUUCUGGCCAGCAUGGUCUCUGUAUCCUUGAGGCCAUGCUGCUCGAUGUACCCAACACGGUGAAGUAUUUUGAUGAGAAUGUGUCGUUCCACUUCGACAUUGAGGCGGCCUUCUCGAGGCAGUACUUGGUGCCCCCGGUGGCCUAUUGCAUGGCCCUGGCGGAAGCAGGUCUGUUCAGUUGCACCAGUGAUGCAAACUCGCUGUGUUAUCCAGAGUCUGGCGAGUACUGCCGCAUCAUAAGUCAACACGUGAAGAGGUCACCCUUUCGCGUGCGCCUUGCUGAUGACGCGGAUCUGGACGCCCUGGCCCAGCUUCAGCAAGCAGCGAAGGUCUCAUCGGCGCUGGAGGCAUCUCCAGAGACUUUGGCUUCACGGCUUAAACGAGCACCACUUGGCACAUUCGUCGCCGAGCGAGGUGGCAAGCUGCUCGGGGCGGCUUACACCACUCGCUUGCAGGGCCACGUGAGCCGAUCCAACGCAGAAGCUGAGCCUUCCCAGCCCAGUGCAGAGCACGGUGAAGUGCUACAGCUGGUUGCUCUCCAUGCCUUGCCAGAGGCUCAAGGCGUCGGCUCAUUGCUACGAGAUCUUCUUCUCCAGCUUGCUCAGGUCGACCCAAAUGUCCACUCAGUUGUCGGGCUUACGCGCUUCGACGGCUGGGCAGCCAGCAGCUUGAGUCAGGAGGACUACAUAAGGAGGCAUGUUGCAGGCGAGCUUUCCGACAAGGUUCUUGCCUUCCACACUCAAGCUGGUGCUGAGAUUCUCGGGCUGGUCGCCAAUGCCCGGCCGUCAGAUGUCGCAAAUCAAGGCGCUGCCGUGCUCAUUCGCUACGAGCCGGGGAGGCGCCACAGGAAGGUAGCAUCAACAAGAAGACAGGAAGCGACCAUUGACGAAGUGGAGGCGUUCAUCCACGAGCAGCUGGGCAAGAUGAACAUCCUGGACAAGGACGUAGUGGGCAAGUGCUUCGCUGAACUUGGCCUGGAUUCCCUGGAGCUUGCAGGGUUGCGCCGCGACAUCGAGCAUCGGUUCGGCCUCCGUGCAGAUGCCACUGCCAUGACUGCCCGCGAGAUGGCAAAGUCAUGCACAUCUUGCACGCGAGGUGGCCCGACUCGCGCGACUGAGCGGCAAGAUGUGCGAGCUGUUGUGGAGUCCUGCUUGCUGGACUUCGUCGGAGCAGAAUCGCAGUCGGCCUCGCUUGUGGAGAUGGGCCUGGACUCGCUGGACCUUGCGACUCAGUGUGAUCCCAGUCCCAAAAAGUUUGGCAAGGCCAAAUUGUCAGUUCGCGACCACCCACCUUUGCUGUUAGAGCAGCACCCUGUCAAGCAUGGAUUCAAGUAUCUUUUCGUGCCUUUUCGUAUCACAAGGCUGGGGAUCUACAUGGGCCUUGGCAGGCCCCUCGUCGCGUUGAAGGCCAUGGAUCGGAAGCUGGAGCUCAAUCGCUUCAUGGGGUCUUGGUACGUGCUCGCCCAUAUUCCGGUGAGGCUUGUGAAGGAGCACCUGGCUCACAAUGCCGUCGAGACGUAUUCUUGGGACGAGUCGAGUCAGCGCAUUGGCGUCCACUACAGGUUCAAUGAAAAUGCGCUGGACGGUCGCAUCAACGACAGUUACCAGCGCGGCUGGCUUUGGAACAAGGAGACUAGUGCGGAGUGGCGGGUGUCCCCCAAGCUCCCUUUGUUCGGCUACUUCUUCAGCCACCUGGGCCUCAAGCUUCCCUACAUCAUCGUGGACUGCGCGGAGGAUUACAGCCAGGCCAUCGUCGGGUAUCCCAACCGCGCCUACCUUUGGAUAUUGAGCCGUAAGCCAACAGUCUCCGAUGCAGACUACCAAAAGCUGAUUCAGAAGUCCAAAGAUCUGGGAUACGAUGAAGCAAAGAUUCGGAAAGUGCCGCAAGUACCAGAUGCAGAAACCUUUCAAGUGCCCAGCUAG